GCCACUGCCAACAUACAUAGCUUUCGUGGAUUAACUAGAACUCAACAUUCACCGAUACCAAGUUUCUCGUUGUCUCUAACGAUGAACGGUCUGAGUGCUGUUUUCUGGCUGGUCGCUGUGACCCUCUUCCAGCCCUUGCUUACACAAGCCAAGAGGUUGCACUUUGGACGAUGUUCACUGGCCGCUAACACAGCUGAAAUCCAGCAGGCAUUCUCAGCUAUCAGACAGCCAAUUCAAAUGGAAGAUACAGCUGAUGAUGUGAGGCUUCUAGCCAAAUCUGCCUUACAAGGGAUUCAGGCAGAGGAGAGCUGCUGUUUUCUGCGCCACUUGUUGAGAUUCUAUGUGGAGACUGUCUUCAAACAUCACACUCCAUCCAGCUCCCUCAUCGAGAGGAGGACCAACACUUUGGCCAACUCCUUCCUCAGUAUCAAGCGAGAUCUUCGGCAAUGUCAUGCAGAGAUGAAGUGUCACUGUGGAGAAGAAUCCCGAGCUAUGAUGAAGAAAAUACAAAAUACUUUUGAAAAUUUGACUCUCAGGGCAGCUGCUGUUAAAGCUAUUGGUGAAAUCGACAUUCUCAUAGAAUGGAUGGAACAAGAUCACCACAACUAAGCAUUACAUCACAGCAUACAGGGCCGAAAAAACUGAAUACCAAGAAACAGCUUAAUAAUGAACAUCUCAGAACAGAAUUCAUAUGUUUAAUUGUCAAAUAAUGCUUGUUUAAGUCCUUAAACAACUAAUGGUUUAAUUUUUUUGUGUUCCUUUAUGUUGAGUUUUGGUAAGUUACCAAUGGUAUGUUAGAUGGUAUGUUAGUCCUCACUUUCUCCUCAAUGGUAUGUUAGAUACUUCCACUCUAAAUAAUGAAUACAAUGAGAAACAUGUGUAUUUUCAGCUAUCAGAGAAAUUUGUAGUUGUGGAAAUGUUAAUAUUGCAUAUUUGUCACAUGGGUAGACAUCUAUUUCUGUUCCCAUUUAUAAAGACACUUUUCAGUCAUAUUGCUAAACUAGGUUUAAGAUGUUGUAUUUCAUGUCUGUACAUGAAAAAAAGCUUGUAAGUACAUAUUGUACUAUUAUUGUUAGCAAUGAUAUUGAGGGCAAUAGAUCACAGUAUAAACAUAUUGUUUUUGAAUCUUCCUGUAUUAGUACUAAUUAAAAUAACAUGCUAUGAAUUCUACAACUUUGCUGUUUUAUGCAUAUAAUUUAUAGAAGGUAAAGACCAUCGCGCAUUAAUUUGUGUAGGUCCAACUGCAGGCAUAAUACAUUAUCAAACAGCAUGUAACAAAAUUAUAGAUUUUAGCAGUAACGGGUGAUAUGGCGGGAGGAGUGGCGUGGUUGUGGCUGAGGGUCUAUGUAAUAUAAUAAAUUAAUGACUUGGUACAGUUAAAAGUCAUUAUGAUACAGUCAUUAUGGUACAACAUAGAAUUUAUAAGUCUAAAUAUAAUAGAACAGUACUGAGAUAAUCGACACCAGUAAGAAAAAUAAGAUUUCACAAUCCCAAGAGGAGAUAACAUCUAUGGCCUCACAACUAACAAUUUGCGGUAGAUUCAGAGAAAGAGGUGCUAGCAUAUCCUUUGAAGAAUGUAGACCAAAUAGAAAUAAAGUAUAAAUGUCAAAUGCAAUGUACCCUUGAUACUUCUGAUCAAGUCUUGACCUGAAUUGGUGAUGCUCCUGCCCCCAGUUGUUAGAAUAAUAAGAAUC
Molecule: messenger RNA, 1694 nt
Organism: Chiloscyllium plagiosum (whitespotted bambooshark)
Lineage: Eukaryota; Metazoa; Chordata; Chondrichthyes; Orectolobiformes; Hemiscylliidae
Source: RefSeq, a predicted model, not a curated record